AGUUGUUGUUGGAAGUGCGUCACGGGGUUUUAGCCAAAAGCGGCAGUGGUGAGAAAAUUUGAAAUCUCGGGGGCUAGCCGCUAGCAGUUAGCAUACGUGUCGGAUGUGUAAUAACCUGUGAGCUCGGACGCGAUGGCUUCAUUUCAUUAUUUGCUGCAACACAAACAGCCGCGGGUUGAAUCUCCCGCCAAAGUUUUCGCCAAACUUAAAUCUAAAGUUCAGAGAGAAGCGAUGUGCGCGAGGGAGCCGCCGCGUAGCGUCAGAGCGAAACAUGGAGGAGACUUCAGCAGAGAGGAGAACUUCCGCCUGACCGAGGAGCUCAAGGAGAACCCCAAUCUUCACCGCAGGGAAGUUCAAGCUCUGACCCUGUCGCCCAUUUCCACUCCUCAGAAAAACUUUGGCUACUCGUUUUCAAACUGCGGCCGUGUGGAGGAAACCUCUCGCGUGGCCGAGACGGGACACGCCUUCAUGUUCAGAAACGAACACACGCCAUCAAAGAGAGGUUUCCUGGAGUCCACAGCCGUGUCUCACCCCCUGUCUCUGGGUAACAGAGACCCACCUCACACCUCAGAUGGUGUCCCGGUGUCCAGCAGGACUCCGGCAGAGACUCAGCCAGUAGAGGGUGGCUGUGUGAGGGGUGUGUAUGAGAAGGACCCCCGCCGCAGUCUCUGCUCCCCUGCCAAAAUGGAAUCCCCCCUGGAGAAGAGGCUCAGGAAGAGAAAGGGGGAGCAGCAGGAGUUCAGCGAGGUCAGCAGCAGAAAGGAGGCCAGGGCUGAUGUAAGGAGUCAGCUACAGGAAAGGAAAACAUCCACUGCUUUCAUCAGUGAGGACAGCAUCCACAGCAAGAGUCGCAGGGAGGAUGAGGGGGGUGUCAGAGGUUUCCCUGCUGAGAUGAACCAGGCGACUCAUGCCCCCUUGUUCCUACCACCAAGAUCCACCGCUUUAAAACGUGCCUGUGUUAGGAUGGAAAGAUAUCCUCCGAUGUCGCCGGCCAAGCUGUUUGCUCACAUGAAGGAGAGGGAAAACAAACGGGAGCAUCCGAUGGUUCACAAAGUCAGCACCAGCACCAGGGAACUCUUCAGUGAGGGUAAUUAUUUCAAUCAGGCCAGAGACUCACCUCCUCCCACAUCACAUCACAAUAUGGAUGAAACUGAGGACACUGCCUUUACAAGGUUUCCAGAAAGUGCGGUUCCUGACAGCCGCUCCAGAGAUGAGUCAGCUGACAGCCAAUCAGACUCGACAGAAAAUGUCCCGAUCCCUGCUGCUACGCCACAACCGGUUUUGCUUGAAGACCCGCUCGUACUUAAUUCGCCAAAGAUCUCCAUCCCUAAGAAAAACCAGGCUGUGUUCAAGUGCAACAAAUGGCCGCAGCGCACACAAUUCCCAAAUGAGAGUGUCAUUUAUCUUAAGAAAUGGUUCUUGAGAAAUAGUCAAAAGGGCCUAUUUCUUGAUGGAAUCCACAGCCAGGAAAACGUGCCAUGGAACAGUAACAUCAUUGUCGACAGAGUUUCUAAUUCUGUGGUGAAGACCGUCUCUGGUAGGGUUUAUGUUUUGGUUGGCAAGAUGAACUUCAGCGUCAACUCAGGGUUUCCCAAAUGGCUUAUGAAGAAGUUUGUUGAUGGCUUCCCUCCAAACUGGAAAUCGCUUUAUGAGAAGUCUCUGUCCGAAGAAGCGGAGAGAACCAGUGAAGGGAAAUCCAUCAUAGCCAAGACAAGAUGCGAGGCAUCCUCCAAUAGGUCUGCAAAGCGGAACAGACAGAAGAAUUUCAAGACACCUGAAUCCUGUCCUCCUGCCCUCUCCUCUUUUUCUUCCACCAAAACCUCUCGAAGUGGUCGGGUGAUAAAGCCACCUCUGGAGUAUUGGAGAGGAGGGAGAGUCAUUCUGGAUGCACACAUGAAUGUUACCAUUCAUGAAUGUUAUGAUACCUCCAUCUGCGUUCCUGAGGUCACUACAACGGUGUCUGCGAGGAAGUCACAGAAGCCGGCCCGUGUGUUCCUGCCCUGCACUGAAGGCCAUAAAAAACAAAGUGAAACAUCCAGUGAUGAAGAGGCACCGGCACCAGCGAGGAAGGUCAAGGCUCCGCUCCGCAAACGCAACCGAGCCAAGGUCAGCCGUGAUGAGAGGCCCUCUAAUCCAGCUGAACCUUCUGUGGAGACGAUAACAAGUCCUGAGGAGUGGUCUAGCAGAACAACGAGGUCUCAUAGCAGGAGUUCACCCACUGAAAAAACGGUGAAUGUGGACACUGUCCCUCAAAAGCAAAAGAAGCCUGUAAAGGCAACAACACAGAGGACGAAAAAACAGACACGUGAGACCAGCAGGUCGUCAGAGAGGAGGGGUAAACAGACUCUCGCAGCAGCCCCAGAAUCUCCCACUGUUCAUGAUGACACAUCACAGCCACGGUUUCCAGGUGACGACUUUUCUACUAAGCGAAAGAAGGAAGGUAAAGGAGUAUACGGGACGACUGGAAGGAAAGGUCUCAACAAGUCACAGCCAAGCCGAGGGUCUCAGUCGCUGCAGUCAUCAGAGUCUUCUGAGGAGAGCGGGAAAGAACAGAGGAAGAGAGGCGCUGCAACGAAAAACACCAAAACAGCACAAACAAAACUUAAACAGAGCAAAUGCAGCAAAAUCUCACCACCAACAAAGCCGUUGCCCAAGUCGACGCAUUCCAGCAGGAAACACAAGGCGAACAAAGGCAGCACAGUCGUUCCUCCAGCAGAGCAAGAUGAAGACGAGUGGACUGAAGCAGAGCUCAUGAAGCUGCAAGAGGCUGUGUCCUACUAUCCGAAGCACAUGUCCGGUUACUGGGCAAAGGUGGCAAAGAUGGUAGAAACGCGUUCUGCAGAGGAGUGUCACAGUCAGCACACGUCCCAGGGAGCAUCGCAGACGCCCGCCAAGAAAGACAAGAAACCCAGGAAGGAAAAAGUGGAGGCGCCAAAAGAUCCAGUUACAGAUUGUCCUGUAAUAUCUGCUCGAGUGGGAACCUUAAGGAGGAAGCAGCAAGUGCGACAGUUCCUGGAGGCCAUGCCCAGAGAGAAUGUAGAUGACGUUUUCAGCUCCGCGUACAUGCAGAACAAACGCUUUGAGAUGCCCUCUAUGUGUCCGAGUGAGGAACACGAGUUCACAAUGUCGGACUUGGAGCCCCUGUCCCCCAUGUCAAGGGUUUACCCUGAAGUGAAGACCCCUCAGUGUCUGCACAUCACACCUGGCAUGAUGGGCUCUCCAGACAGAGAAAAUGAUGACAAAUACGUUUAUCAGCUUCAGAAGAGGAUGAAGAAAAAUCAGUUCAAUGUCUGCAAACAGGCUCAAACUUCAAAGAACUUCACACCCAAGCCAUCAAUGAAACGAACAAUGAGACGAUGUGGUAACACAGAAAAUGACACCUUUGUCGUUUGGGAAAUGUUCCCAGGAAACGACGUGGCGCCGCCUGAAAGCGGUGAGGAAGAGGACUAUUAUUUCUCAGACAGCAACUGAUCGGAGUCUGAGCUGAUGCAUCAUAUCGUUAAAUUAAAACCAGUGGAUCAGUUGUGAACAGUAAAAAGUUUCAGUUUUGCUCUUCUGUCUUUCACAUGAAACGGGUGGGGGAGGGAUUAAUGUUUCUUAAACUGUAAAUAUGUUGUUUAACGUCUGAGCACCAACAGUCAUGUAAUUAUUCCUUUAAUAAACAUUCUUUAAUUUUUAGCUUAUGGUUUAUUUGUGUAUAUUAAACAGAAGAAAACAUUGUGUAAGUGGUUCACAACCUUUUCAGCUUGUGACCUCUCAAACUAAAAUUGAAUUACUGUUAAAAUUGAAGGACUUUUAAAGACCUGAAGAAUUUGUUGUAUUUAACCAAAACAUCUGAAAUAUGAUUGAAUAAAAAAAUUUGUGCAA
Molecule: messenger RNA, 3867 nt
Organism: Paralichthys olivaceus (Japanese flounder)
Lineage: Eukaryota; Metazoa; Chordata; Actinopteri; Pleuronectiformes; Paralichthyidae
Gene: mis18bp1
Product: MIS18 binding protein 1
Cellular component (GO): chromosome, centromeric region
Source: RefSeq, a predicted model, not a curated record